Molecule: messenger RNA, 1498 nt
Organism: Dufourea novaeangliae
Lineage: Eukaryota; Metazoa; Arthropoda; Insecta; Hymenoptera; Halictidae
Gene: mms4
Product: crossover junction endonuclease EME1
Exons: 3
Coding region: 1-1482 (493 amino acids)
Biological process (GO): double-strand break repair; mitotic intra-S DNA damage checkpoint signaling; replication fork processing
Cellular component (GO): Holliday junction resolvase complex; nucleus
Source: RefSeq, a predicted model, not a curated record
AUGACGGAAAUUGUUGUUCUAAGCGAUUCGAAUGAAUCCGUUUUGUCUCUUGAAAAUGAUGGACUUAAGAAUGUUGAUGAGGGAAGUAGAAAGAAGUCUUUCCACCGAUCUUCUUUUGAUUUGGAUACAAGUGAAUUCGAAUUUCCCGAAGUACAAUUCUAUCAUGCUAGUGAUACAGAAAAAUUACUUGAAUUACAAAACAACAGUAUUAGAGCCAGUUUAUCUACUUUUCCUCCUGGUAAGUCACCAAAAGUCCAUUCAUCUGCAGUUAGCACGAAUACAAAUUCAAAGAAGUAUAAUGUUAAAAAGUCUUCAAACAGAAUGGCUAAUUCAUCUGAUUCCACAAAAGAAUCAGACGAAGAGAGAACAAUGAGAGAAAAACCAAAAGUUACAAAAACUGUGACAAAGAAAGCUAGGAAUCAAAUAACAGAGGAAAGGUUGAAAAGACAGAAGCAGUUAGGAAGAGAAAAGGCACUAAAAGCAAUUGCAUCAAAGAAAUCAAAGAAUAUUAAACCUGGCGAAUGUUUGAAAUUCAUGGAAGUUGUUCUUGACAAAAAUAUUGAAAGUUUUGGCUGUAUUAAUGAAAUCGUAAGCAUACUGCUUGAUGCUAAUGUACAAUAUAGUAUUAAAAAAGAAUUAAUUCCAAAUAGCAUUACAUGGAAAAGAAAUGUUGAAAAUGGCUAUGUAGAUUCAGACAAUGAAAUAUGUACUGUAACUGAUAUUGAAAAUGUCAACCAAAUAGUGAUUAUUUGGAACUGGGAUAAAGUGGUAACAGAAGUGGCAGAUGGCAGUUUUUGCACAACUAUUUUCAGUAUCAAAGCUUCAUUGCCAAAUUACAGUAUACUGUUAGUAAUUUUUGGUAUAGAGAAUUAUUUUAUCUACAGUAAGCAAGUAAAGAAUCCAGGUAAAAAUGGGACAAAGAAUAAACACAAAAAAGCUGGUAAUGCAAGCAAUCAUGAAUUUAAAAAUUAUCCACAAAUUUCAAAGGAACAGCUUGAAAUGUGCCUCGAUGAAAUACAAAUUAUUGCCAAGUGUAGCAGCAGAUUAAUAAACAAUUCUCAGGAAUUAGCACAAAUGAUACAUCAAUGUACUAAAGCUAUAGCAGAAAUACCAUUUAAAAUGGAAAAGAAUGAGAAUUUAACAAGUAAAUUUGACUGGUAUGUAAUGGGAGAUAAUAGAAACACAGUAUCUGUAGAUAAAAAUGGGAAUGGAUUGAAGAGACUAUGGCAACAACAGCUGUGUCAAUUUAAUUUAAGUAGUCUUGAGAUUGCAGAAGCGAUAAGUUCUGUAUACAAAUGCCCUGCAGAUUUAAUGGAAGCAUACAAGAAUUGCACUCAAAUUGAAGGACAGAAUUUAUUGAAAGAUAUUCCAAUUAGGAGAGCAGCUGGACCUCUUACUGCAACGCGUAAAGUCGGCCCCGAAUUAAGCAAAAAGAUGUAUAUAAUGUUCUCAUCCAAAGAUGGUGAAAUUAUAUUAAGUUAAUUAUAUUUAUGUAAUA